Molecule: messenger RNA, 5572 nt
Organism: Linum trigynum
Lineage: Eukaryota; Viridiplantae; Streptophyta; Magnoliopsida; Malpighiales; Linaceae
Source: the annotation of a GenBank genome assembly
CAUCUUCCUUAUCACUACAAUUAGCAUAAAGUUCAUUCUAGUUUUCUGUUUCACAAAGAUCGUCUCCAAAGUCAUAUAGUGUGUCGUCCUCCUCGUCCUCACUAGAUUUCUCGAGCCGAACUUCCUUAUCUAUUGGUCCAGUUAGAUGCUCACUCAUCGCAGAAAGAGCCUCAUCGUCACGGCUAAGCAAAGGUAUAUCACUGUCAUCCACUUCAGGCCCAACAAAGUCGACAGUUUCAUCUUACUGGUAUGGUUGGUUACUAUACAUAGAUCCAUGUUUUCCUCUCCCUCCUUCUAAAGAACAUCAUACAUAUUCCUUGGAGAUACUUUGUAUACGAUAUGCCAACGGCCACCAUUUUUUAUAUCUCCAAUGUAAAAGACUUGACUCGCUUGACUAGCUAAUAUAUAUGGGUCAUGUGUAUAUGAUGACUCGGUAUUUGCACAUGUUUUCCCCUUUGUUUAUUGAUUGUUUGAGCUUGAAUUAUUAUGUCUUUGGCCUAUUUUACACUAGGUUGUGUUCCUUUGUCACAUUUCAGGUCCUAGCACAUAAAGUUAAGCAUAGGCGCAAGUUUCAAGUCAAUCAGAGAUCAAUUGACGAUUCGAGAGAAGAAACUCGGGCAUGACCUGAAGAAGAAUGGAUUUAUACCUCACUUUAUGGACAAAGAAUCAUACAAGCUUGUCAUGAAAAGAAAGAGGACAAGACUACGAGCGUCUGGGAUCAAACGGCGACUGAUUCGGAGUCCGGACGAGGGAGAAACGAAGCAUUAAACAGAGGCUGAGCAAGCCACACGGGCACAACCCACACGGCCGUGUAACCUGGCCAUGUGGCCGUGUGGAAAUCACCGAGCCUUCACACGGGCAGCUGGGAAAGCCACACGGCCGUGUGGCCUGGCCGUUUGAGUCGGGAAUUGCUGGUUAAAACCCGAUUUUCAGGAAAAGGAGAGAGAGAGAGAGAGCUGGGUUUUGGAUCCCAAACACUCAAGGGACGAACCCUAGAGAGAGAGCGACUUGGGAACAUUCUUGGAGCUAUUUUGGAGGAUUUCUUCGCCAUUGGAGCUCGGGAAUCAAGUUUGGAGAUGGAGAUUGAAGAUCUAGAUCAGAUUUCUGCAGUCUCUCUCUUCUCUAUGGAGUAACUUCCCUUCACUUAGGUUUUGAGGAACCCUAGUUCCAUGAGUUAGGAUCUUUCUUGUAUGAAGUUUUGGAUGCUAUAUUGUUUGAUUAUAAUCGAUAGAGGCAUGAUUUAUUGAGUCAAUUGAAGCUUGAUCAAAUUCUCUUGAUUUCUGCUUUAACCUAUGAUAGAUAGAAUCUGAUUAGGUUAAGAGAGCUUCCUUGAUUGAUAGUGGUGAAUUGGUUGUGCGAGAGUCAAUCAAUUCACUGCUUUGUACUGGAAUUCAUUCCACUAGUGGAGAUCUGUGUGAAUCGCCUUAGCAGUCUAUCCCGGUGAAGGCUAGUCGCCUGCCGUGUAUUCUGUCGGAGAGGGCUUGGUAAGCUUAAGAGAUUCCAAGCUAAUUUAGGAUCUUCCGCAGUUUAAUCAACAGUAGAUCAACCAAAGGUAAUUGCAACUUGGACCUAAUUGAGGAGCUAGGGGGAAUCAUACCAAAGUGAGUUCCCAACUUGUAAUUAGUAGAGUAGUUAGUAGAGUACUUUAGUAAAUCAAUCCUUAAUCUAGUUUGCUAGAUAAUGAACUGAAGCUGAGUAAUAGUAACUCUAGAGACCCGUGGAUUCGAUAUUUAUUACUUGUGCCACUAUACUGCAGUCCCUUUCAUUGGUUACACUUGGCCAUUGUUAGGUGUUGUGUUUUAGCGUGUCAGUAUACCACUUUCGACCCAUAUUGACACUCGUUACACAACCAUCAAACCUUAUGCCAUUUCUUUUGUCUCCUACAUACCACCAAUCACAUUUAAACACAAAUACAUGAUGCCCAUAAAAAGUUUGAAACUUGAUGAUGUCUACAAGUACUAUAGCCUCUCCAUUGUGUUCACCUUUCACAGCUAAACCACUAUUUUGAGUACAAUGGCCUUUGUCUGUUUCAUGGAUUAGGUAACGAACCUCAUUAAAUAUUAUGCCAUUAUAUCUAAUAACCCUCACAUCUGAACCUAAUCAUAGGAUAUAUUAGUGAUCAUUCUCUUUAAGAGAGUCGGCCAAAAAUAAGUUAGAAACCUAUAGAAUAAAAAAAGGUAAAAGUUAGAUAUACUAAGAAACCAAAAAACAAAAAAGGGGUCAAAGCCUAUAUAAUUUCAACUGAGGGGGAUUAUCCUAACAUGUGUUUUUAACAAGGACGGAAAGUUAGCUUUAAUGCUUUGUCUUGUAUAGUUAGAAUUUUGACUAAGCAUCUCCUCCUUAUGAAUGUUGUACAAUUUUGCUUAAAUGUCAGAAUUUGUGAUGCAAGUGUUUUUAUGGAUAAACAUUAGUAAUAAUUUAAAAGCUUACUUCCAGUACCCUUGGAUCUGAAUGAAUUCAGCAUGUUGCUGGGGAAGGCGGUCCAGUGGCUGACCUAGCAGAAACCGCCAUUGGAGGAGGCGGUUUACUGGCUGAGCUAAAAGAAACCGCUUGAUGAGGAAGCGAUCCUAGGUCUCCAACCUAAACCACUUCUUCAUCAAGCGGUUUGCUUUGCCGACACACAAACCGCACCCCCUACGGUUUGUAUGUCGUCCAAAUUCCUCGACACCCGACAUGUCGCCAUGCAGGGGUUUUGGAGACGUGGGUCUGCAUGGCAGUUCAAAACCACCCCUCCCCCUGCGGUUUUGAAUAAAAAGUUUUCCUAUAAAAAGCAGCUCCGAGAACCUCAGUUUCUCACCCCUCUCCUUAUUCGUCUUCGAAUUUUUGUUAUGCACCCUACGUUUUAGAGUUUUUGCAAUUAACGUUACUUCGUAAGUUUAUUUUGUAUUACUUUACAUUGUGAUUUGUGAAUUUUAUGGUAAUAACUGAAUUACGGUUUGAUUGCAGAUGGCAUUCCAAAAGUCCAUCAAAUGUGUACUGAGGUUACUUGCAUGGAUGGCACUAGAAGAGUUGAUCGUAUGGUGUAUCGAUAUCCAAACAUACAAGGCGGAUCGUUGUGGCAUGAAGAAUUUUUCAUAACCAUUUGGGAUGAAGUAGAUGCCAUGGUCAAAUUUUUGAACGGCAAUAAUCUUUCCAAAGAAGGGAUGUUCGUUUACACCGAGGCGGUCGAAGGCAGUGGAGGUCAUUCUGGAGGUGGCAAACAUCUGGUAUCCAUGGUGGAGGUCGAUUAUAUGAAGAUCAUCCUUACCAUGCUUACCAUGAUCCCCAUUCCUUCCAUGAGUACCAAGAAAGAGGUGAAGGUCAUCAACAAUCCUUUCCAUCAUAUGAGGAAGAAGUCCAACGGUACCAUGACGGCCAACAAGAAGGCUACCAGUACCAACAAGAGUACAAUUUCCAUUCAAGCGGCAGUAGUUUUCACAACUACCAUUACGGAGCUGAUGAAUGUGACUUUCAUGAUCUGGAUCAAAUGGAAGAUGUCCUGCCAGCACCGGUUAGCGACCCUUCCGAUGAAGAUGAAGAAUAAGGCAAUGUCAGUGCAGACAGAUCUGAUCCUCUUGAAGGUGCUAAUUAUUCAAGCCCAGAGUCAGAGUCAGAUGAUGAUGAUGAGGUGUCUCAUGACCGUGUACCUAUCCCGUACUAUAAUCACAGUCGAAAUGAGCAUUGGUAUGUCAAUGCCGACAUGGAGCCGUCAGAGGUGGCAAUAUGGGGUCCACUCAUUGGGUUUAUGAAGGGCCAACAAUUUGGUACGAAGAAGGAGGUGCGACACGCUAUUGAGACUGAAGCAAUGACUCGGAGUUUUGAAUGGUGCACAACUCAUUCCAACGCGAAGAGGAUCAUAGUUAGAUGCCGAAAUCAACACGAGGGAUGCACGGCUAGGAUACGGGCCAUCAAUAGCAAGAGAGUUGGCCAUUGGGUCAUAUCCCGCGCGGUGAACACUCACACAUGUGUGUCAUCCAUAACAUCUCAAGGCCAUCGACAAUUGAAAUCCAGAGUGGUUUACGUGGCUAUCAAGCAUCUAAUUGAGCAACAACCCGAUCUGAAGGUGAAAACCAUCAUCACCAAAAUUUCUAGUCGUUAUGGAUAUAUUAUUAACUAUAAGAAGGCGUGGCAUGGAAAGCAGAAAGCCAUGAUCGUCGUCUUUGGUGACUGGGAAGAAUCAUAUGCAUUCCUUCCCAGAUUGAUUUUUGCAUUGGAGGCGUCUAACCCUGGCACUGUUUUCUCCCCCCCUCCCCCCCCCCCCCCAUCAAGACGAAGAGAUCCAACCACCGGAGCCCGGUAACAAACAUCAUUUCAAACGUCUUUUUUGGUCAUUCAAGCCAUCUAUUGAUGGUUUUGGCUUUUGUUUCCCUGUAAUGCAAGUGGAUGGAACAUUCCUUACCGGGAAGUACAAGGGUUGUCUCCUAAUUGCCAGUGGAGCGGAUGCAAACAAACAAGUUUUUCCUUUAGCCUUCGCCAUAGUUGAGGGAGAGAAUACCGAAAGCUAUGCAUGAUUCUUCAGACAAAUACACCUCCACGUAACUAUGAGGACCAACUUGACAAUCAUCUCUGAUCGCCACGUCGGGAUUAGAGCUGCCAUCUUAGGUUUGGAUCUAGACUGGAGUGGUCCCAGAGGUGGUGCAUACAACACUUCAAGAGCAAUUGGAACAAUAAUUUCAAGUAGAAGAAGCUUGCUGAUAAUAUAUGGUGGAUCGGUAAGCGCUCUAUUUCAUAACCAUAAUUUAGUUAUUGAUUAUUUUCAAUGAUUUGGGCUAAUACAAUGCACCACUUACUUAGACGCUUUAUAAGGAGAUGCGUGCCUAAGGAAAUGGGUUCUUAAGCGAUUAUCAUGAUCCUCCAAUUUCCUGGGAAAAUCGGGUUUUAAGCGAUCCUCGGAUCCCCCUUUUUCUGUCAAAAAGGCUGUGUUUCCAAGGAGAUGUAUACCUCUCCUAAGAGCCUAACGAGAGUGCGGAGGUGGUGUCACUAAUCAAAAGGAUUUGAUUCAGGUGCAAGUAGUCGUUCAAGGAAAAGGAUAAAGUAGUCAUGGUAGCAAAAGAUCCACAGUUAUUAGUAAUGGUAGGUACGGAGGAUCAACUUUGAACUCCUCUUCCUAGUCCUAAUUCGACAACCAAUGCUCGGAAUGUGGAAAUCUCAUUUAAAGGAGCUGCAAUGGAGUCACCUAAAUAUCCUACUGACGGUGAAUCUCAAAAAAUGGUAAAUGGGGCCAAGCCUCAAACUUUGUCACAUCAAGCGGGUCCUACUAUUGUCCUUUAGGCAUCCCCAUCUUCAUUCAAUAUUCUUAGCAAACUUGAUGAGCGUGAAGUUAUGAAGUUACAUACCACAAUGAGGAAAUAAGUGAAGAAGACAAGGGCUUGAGCCUCAUAGUCUAGAUUAUUAUAAUUUUUUGUAAUGUAAAAGGAUUUGACAAACCCUGUAAGAUGCAUCACGCGUAAGUAUAAGGUUGAAGUGGAUUCAAUUCUGGGAAUAAGGGUUCAUAAGUCCAAAGCAUACGAGACUGUGGAAGGUUACUUUGAUGGAUGGGAAAAACACUUGAACUAUGGGAAAAACCAAAAAAAGAUAAAUACUAAAUAUAAUU